Molecule: messenger RNA, 1575 nt
Organism: Solea senegalensis (Senegalese sole)
Lineage: Eukaryota; Metazoa; Chordata; Actinopteri; Pleuronectiformes; Soleidae
Gene: drg2
Product: developmentally regulated GTP binding protein 2
Exons: 14
Coding region: 232-1326 (364 amino acids)
Biological process (GO): cytoplasmic translation
Cellular component (GO): cytoplasm
Molecular function (GO): GTPase activity; GTP binding
Source: RefSeq, a predicted model, not a curated record
GCUUCCUUGUUUCACCCGGAGUUCACAGGGAUGGAAUGAGUUCCGGUUGGUAAUGUGAGUUACCUGUGCAUGCCGCAGAGAGUAGCCUCAUUCAGAGUGUAUGUUUCUGCCAUUUUACAACAUCGAAACCUCUUGACAUCAGUUAUUUUAUAGAGGACACGCUUGUAAAUGUCUGCGUGCUGAGUUACUGCUCCAGUUUCGAGCAGCUGUAGCAUCACUUGAGCCGCCACUAUGGGGAUCUUGGAAAAGAUCGCAGAAAUAGAGAGAGAAAUCUCUCGGACACAGAAAAACAAAGCUACUGAGUACCAUCUGGGUUUACUCAAAGCCAAACUAGCCAAGUACAGAUCUCAACUUUUGGAGCCCUCCAAGUCAGCGGGGGGCAAAGGAGAGGGCUUCGAUGUUAUGAAAUCAGGAGAUGCUCGUGUUGCUCUAAUCGGUUUCCCCUCUGUGGGUAAGUCCACCUUCCUUAGUUUGAUGACGUCAACAGCCAGUGAAGCUGCGUCCUAUGAGUUUACUACCCUCACUUGCAUACCUGGCGUCAUAGAGUACAAAGGGGCCAACAUCCAGCUGCUUGAUCUGCCUGGAAUUAUUGAGGGUGCUGCCCAAGGUAAGGGUAGAGGUCGGCAGGUCAUUGCUGUUGCCAGGACAGCAGAUGUUGUCAUCAUGAUGCUGGAUGCCACCAAAGGAGAUGUUCAGAGAGAACUUCUAGAGAAAGAGUUGGAGUCAGUGGGCAUCAGACUCAACAGAAGGAAACCAAAUAUUUAUUUCAAGCCUAAAAAAGGUGGUGGCCUCUCCUUCAACUCCACAGUUCCUCUCACCCAGUGUUCAGAGAAGCUGGUUCAGCUCAUCCUUCAUGAAUACAAAAUCUUUAAUGCAGAGGUGCUCUUCAGGGAAGACUGCACGGCAGACGAGUUCAUUGAUGUCAUAAAUGGGAACAGAGUUUACAUGCCUUGCCUUUAUGUGUACAAUAAGGUGGAUCAGAUCUCCAUUGAGGAAGUGGAUCGCCUGGCUCACAGACCUAACAGUGUUGUCAUCAGCUGUGGAAUGAAAUUGAACCUGGACUACCUUUUGGAGACGCUGUGGGAAUACCUGUCUCUGAUUUGCAUUUAUACCAAGAAAAGAGGAGAGCGUCCAGACUUUAAUGAUGCCAUCAUUAUGAGAAGAGGAGCAAGUGUAGAACAUGUGUGCCAUCGAAUCCACAGAACCCUAGCGAGUCAGUUCAAAUAUGCUCUCGUUUGGGGAACCAGCACCAAGUACAGCCCACAGAGGGUCGGUGUAACACACAUCAUGGAGCAUGAGGAUGUCAUCCAGAUCGUUAAGAAGUAAAACAAGCUUCUGACUGGACAGAGAAGAAACAGAGCAGAAGGAGUUCAAAUGGAAAAAAGAAAACAAUAGCACUGUACAGUAGAUACACAGCAACACCAUUCUUAUUUUGUAUAUGAUAAUUAACAAAAGAAAGAAAUUUGGUUUGAGUUAAUUGUGAAAAGAAUCUGACUAAUUUUACCUUUUAAGAUUAAGAUGUGUCAAGGAGUCAGAGAGAGAAACUGGGAAAAAUAAAGACCCUAAAACCCGAAA